AUGAGUGUGGACACGGGCGGUAAACCGCCCCCUGAACCUGAUGGACCUCCCAAUACUACCCUUAGUAGUCCAGAUGUUGAAAUGGAAUCCCCUAGCAAUUUUAAAGGUUUUAGUAAGGCUGACUCAACCAAACUACAAGGUGUUAUACGGGAUGUCUCAACGGAAUUCUCCGAUGAAUAUCUUAAAAAUAAAAUUAAAAAAUUCGAAAUAUAUUCUAAUUUUGAGGUAGUAAACGUUUCUAGAAUAAAUAGAGAAACGGUUACCGAUGAUAAAAUAAAUUAUGUUCCUACUAAAUCGUGUGUAGUAAGCUUUAAAACACAAGUACUUCCAAAAUACGUUACUAUAAAUAAGGUGUUGAAAGAAAUUGAACCAUAUCAACAAAAAGUCCUGCUUUGUUUCAACUGUUUGCGAUUUGGCCACCAGGGGAAGCAUUGUAGGAGUAACCCCCGUUGUAACAAUUGCCAGAAAGACCAUAAUACAAAAGAGUGUCAGGAAACAACAUUAACCCCAAAAUGUUUUAGUUGUGUGGGAGACCACUUCACAACAAAUCUUAAGUCAUGUCCAGAAUUCAAAAGACAGAAAUUAAUUAAAGAAUGCAUGACUAAUAGUAAUAUUAAUUACCAUGAUGCCAACAAACAAAUUCCCCGCAAAUCUUAUGCAGACGUAACAUCAAAUAACAUUAUUAAAGAUUCUCAUCAACAAAAUUUGCCUUCUUCUAAUUCCCCUCUUGUUAACCAAAGUAUAAAUAGCUCUUCUGUUACUCGUCCAUUCACAUUUUCGGCCAAUAGUAAUCAUAAUAAAUAUACAGUCGUCAAAUCUUCUAAAGGUAGCAAAAGGCAGAGACCAAAUAGUCCUGUCUUAACACAGUCAGAUCCAGAAUACACAUUUUAA
Messenger RNA from Diabrotica virgifera virgifera (western corn rootworm), 891 nucleotides. RefSeq lists its product as uncharacterized. The coding region runs from base 1 to 891 and encodes 296 amino acids. The record is from RefSeq and is a predicted model, not a curated record. Lineage: Eukaryota; Metazoa; Arthropoda; Insecta; Coleoptera; Chrysomelidae. The transcript is spliced from 2 exons.